UCUUCUCUAUGGGCCACCAUGUACCACAACCAACCUCCUCCCUUUCAGCCCCCACCAGGCGGAGUCCCACCAUUCCCUCCCAAUUUCCAACCUGGUGUCCCUCCACCCGGUGGUUUCCCUCCAUUCCGACCUCCCAACGCAGCCUUAGGUUUCGUGCCUCCACCUUUCCCUCCUACUCUUUCUCCAGCUGGCGGUGAUGGGUCUCCUGGAGGAUUCAGACCGCCGCCCAAUGGGUUUGGCUUCGGUCCGAGACCUGGUCUAGGGGCUGUACCUGGCGCUUCAUCCUCCAGCUCAUCUGGGGCAACCCCUGGAUUCGUACGAGAGGUCAAGACGACCAGUGUCUUUGUCGGAGGUAUCGCACCGGGUAUAACCGACCAGACUCUCAAGGAUCUUCUCAACGCCUGCGGACCUCUACACGAAUUGAAACGAGUCAGUGGUGCAAAUGGAAAGCCUCAGGCAUUUGGGUUUGCCCUGUUUGAGAACCCUGAAGUGGUCAUGAGGGCCAUCAGGUGUCUCAAUGGAGUGGAGUUACCAGAUAUGACUCCAGAGGGGCGUCGGGAUAGCAAACGAAAGCCUCUGGUGGUGAAAGUCGAUGAGAAAACGAGAGAGUUCCUGGAGGAGUUUGAGUCGACUUUGGGCAGAUCAGAGGGAGACGAAGAAGCUGACAGUCAUUGCCGCAAAGCGAUUCAACACAUUGUUGCUCUACUCACUGAUCCCAAUGCAACUCCUCUCGCCGGUUUCGGUCCGGGUCGUGGACCAGGAGGUCGAUCACCGAUCGCAGUCGAUGUCCCUGCUCAUUUGAGAGAUCUACAGGAAGGAGAUCUGCCGGAGGAACAACGAGUCGUGGUGUUGGAUCAGAUCGCCAUCUUCAGAGAAACCGCAGCGAGGCGUGAAAGGGAAAAAAAGGCGCUAGAAGAUGAAAAGGAAAGGUUCAAACGGGAGCAACAGCGACAAGGCCCCAUCUCUCCCGCCAACGCAAGGAAAGAGCCAUCGUCAAAUUACGGGUAUGGAAAUCGAGUCAUGGCGAAGGAGGCUCAGGCGGCUCAAGCUGAGAGGCAGAGACAGUGGGGACAGACACAGAAUGAUUCGCAGAAGGAGAAUGGAAAAGAUGGCAGACGAGAGUCGAGAGACCCACAGGGUUAUGACAAGCCUGUCAACUUUGUUAAGCCGCGGCAGGUCGAAGGCAAAGGAGAGAGCGAGAGAACGGAUGAGGAGGAGGAAGAGAUGCGGAAGCAGCGAAGGGAUCGAGAGCGGGACCACGCUUUUAGAGAUCAAGAGCGAAAAGUCGAGAAUAGAGAGAGACAUCGGAUAGAAAAUCUCAAUCGCGAGAUGAGCCAUCGGAAACAGCAAGCAGACUUUGAGGAUCGAAACAGAAGACGACUCACCGAGAUGCUAGAGAAUUGGGAUGAUGAGGAGAUCGCUGAGAAGGGGCGCGAGUCGUUCUACGCCGAUCGCUCGCGCUGGCGUGCCCAAAGGCAGAAAGUCCGACAGAGGGAAUUUCAAGAUGACCUGCGUGAUCGUCAUAGAGAAGAAGAAGAGCGACGGACUCUUGAAGCUGAAUCCGAGGAGUUCCUAAAGCGACAAAUGGCAGAAAUGGCAGAGCUGGAGGAAAAACAAAAAGCUGCGGGACUAUUGACCGAAGAUGCUGCCCCUAUCCGAUUAGCCAUCAAUGCUCUCCCGAAAGAGGUCAAGGAGGAGAAGAAACCUGACGUUGUGCCGCCUAAACCUGGCAUCGCCUUUGGUGGAGAUGACGAUGAUGAAGACGAAAAGGAGAAGAAGAAGAAGAGGACAUUGGUAAAAUUAGAGUAUGAAGGGGACGGCUUGACCGAGGCGGAGAAGAUUGCCCAGAGGAACGCCAAAUUGCUCGAGAUCAAACGUGAUGUGCCGCGAGAUAGGAGAGCCCUGUACGCUAUGGCCAUACAAUGGGCGGCGAUCCCAGAGUCGAUGAUGUCGACAAAGAUCAUGUCCUUCAUUCAGAGCAAAAUGAAGGACCUUCUAGGCGAAGUAGAUCAAGAUCUCGCCGACUUUGUCCUAGAACAUCUCAGGGAGAGGAAAAAGGCCGCCGACUUGAUCGAUGGGUUGGAGCCGAUCUUUGCAGACGAAGCGACAGAGUUCGUCACUGCUCUGUGGCGGCAACUGGCAUUUGAAAGUCUUGCCUGGGCCUCGGGCCUCGAGACAGGGCCUAUGCUUGUGUAGUCGUUUGUGAAUGGAGUACAGGAGUGACGAGGCUUCGAAAGGGACGAGGCGAUAACUUCCACCAUUGGGCACGCAGGUGGGCCUUUGUUUUUCCUUCUUCUUCGUGUCUCUCUUCACGAUCUCUCGUGUACUAGCCAACGAACAGUGAAGCUACACCCAGACAAUAUGCUCCUGUCGUCGGAGUUCGUGAGUCGAGGCUCUUCAGACUGAACUUGUAUCCAAAUCUAUCCUCACCAUGCUCACGCGCUAUGCUAAUGAUGUAUGCAUUGAGAGAUCCUGAC
Molecule: messenger RNA, 2477 nt
Organism: Kockovaella imperatae
Lineage: Eukaryota; Fungi; Basidiomycota; Tremellomycetes; Tremellales; Cuniculitremaceae
Exons: 9
Coding region: 19-2196 (725 amino acids)
Biological process (GO): mRNA processing
Cellular component (GO): spliceosomal complex
Molecular function (GO): mRNA binding
Source: RefSeq, a predicted model, not a curated record